AUGCUGCUGUUAAAAUUCGUUGCAUCAGGUUCGUAUUUACACUACGCAUACAACUAAAGAUUGAUUUUUCUUAGACUUUUCAGGGCCUAAAAUUUUAUUUUUUUACACCUAUAUGAUGUCAAAAAACCAUUUAUUACAUAUAUAAAAUGAACGUCUGAUCAACUCGUUAACAGAAAACCUCUUUAUUUUAAAAAAUGGCGCACAAUAGUCAUGUGACCGCCCUCCUUUAGCGUCACUGAGUGCAAUCACGUCUUUGUUAGCAGUAGAACCGGCGACAGUGGUAUCAAUUUGUGUGAUAUCUUGAAAAUGGCGAUUGUUAAAGGAAUUUUUGACGAAAAUACGCGAAAUUUAAUUAAAUCCGCUAAAGUACUCGUAGUUGGUGCUGGAGGUAUUGGAUGUGAACUUCUGAAGAACUUACUACUUAGUGGUUUUGAAAACAUAGACGUUAUUGAUUUAGAUACUAUUGACGUUAGUAAUCUUAAUAGACAGUUCUUGUUCCAGAAACAACACGUGGGAAAAUCUAAAGCUGAAGUUUCGAAGGAUAGCGCCCAGAAAUUCAACCCUAAGGCCAAAAUCACAGCUCAUCAUGAUAACAUAAUGAAACCUGAUUACAGUCUAGAUUUUUUCAAAGAAUUUUCAAUAGUUAUGAAUGCUCUUGACAAUAGAGCUGCCAGAAGCCAUGUUAACAGAAUGUGCCUUGCUGCAGAUGUUCCUUUGGUAGAAAGUGGAACAGCCGGUUACCUGGGGCAAGUAACAGUGAUUAUUAAAGGUCAGACAGAGUGCUAUGAGUGCCAGCCUAAACCACGACAAAAAUCUUUUCCUGGUUGUACAAUAAGGAAUACUCCAUCAGAACCUAUUCAUUGUAUUGUUUGGGCUAAGCACCUCUUCAAUCAACUGUUCGGAGAAGCUGAUCCAGAUGAAGAUGUAUCACCGGAUAUGGCAGACCCCGAACUUGGAGGGGAAGCAGGACAAGUGGCUUUAAACUUUGAUGCAGGUAUAGAUGGCAACAUUCAACGGGUGUCAACAAGGGGAUGGGCCGAGUCUUCAGGAUACAAUCCUGUCAAGAUUUUUAACAAGCUUUUCCGUGAUGAUAUUAAGUAUCUCUUAUCUAUGGAUAAGUUAUGGCAGAAACGUAAACCGCCACAGCCCCUUGACUGGGGAGAGCUUCCCGACUCUGUGGCCUGUAGCAGUAAUAGCCGAUCAGCAGCCAUUAGAGAACAGGAAAUUUGGAGUCUGAAAAAGUGUUCAGUGGUAUUUGAAAAUACAAUACAUAGCCUGAAGAAAAAGUUAGAAACAUUAUCUGGAGACCACUUGGUGUGGGAUAAGGAUGAGGAAGACUGCAUAAACUUUGUAACAGCUUGUGCUAACAUUAGGGCUUUUUGUUUUGGUAUAUCCCAGAAGAGCCAGUUUGAUAUAAAGUCAAUGGCGGGAAAUAUCAUCCCUGCAAUAGCCACAACAAAUGCAGUGAUUGCAGGGCUUCUAGUACUUCAGGCAUGGAAGAUUUUAAUGGGCCACAGUAGUGAUUGCCGCACAGUAUAUCUCAAUAAACAACCCAACCCCAAAAAGAAAUUACUAGUUCCUUGCUUAUUAGACAAACCAAACCCAAAAUGUUAUGUGUGCUCUUCCAAGCCAGAAGUGUCGGUUCAACUAAGCUGUAAGACCCUAACAGUAAAGACUUUGGAAGAACAAAUCCUCAAAGAACAGUUGCACAUGGUUGCGCCGGACGUGGAGAUUGAUGAUGGAAAAGGAACAAUCCUAAUUUCUAGUGAAGAGGGGGAAACAGAAGAAAAUAAGUAUAAAGUGCUUGAAGAAUUUGGAAUUAAAAAUGGAUCUAGGUUGAAAUGUGAUGAUUUCCUCCAAAACUUUGAAGUAGUUUUGAACAUUAUACAUAAAGAACACCUAGAGGAUGGAGUAGAGUUUGUUGUUAUUGGAAAUGCUGGAGAACCACUUCCUGAAGAAAACAGCACAGAACUACCUAAAUAUAAGGAAAAAGUUCAGCAGGUCCUAGAAGAAGUCACUGAAGAUGAUGACCUAGUUAUUAUUGAAGAGGAAGAAGUGGAUGUUGAAAAGAAGCGCAAACAUUCUUUGGAUGAAGAUCAAAGAGAGGAAGUAGUGAAAAAAAUUCGUAUCAGUUAAAAGUUUUUAUAUUUUAACAAAUAUGGUAACACUCGUGUUGUGGUACAUCAACAAUGCCCACUGGUUUAUCAAAUUAUGCUACCUUUAUUUUUCUGAAAUAAAUUUAUAAUUUAAGCAUCUUUUAACGUUAAGAUUUAAAAUUAAACACAUAUGGAAAUGAAAUAAUUUAAUAAAUUAUACAUCUUUUUAGUUGUGUAAUGGUUUUGGUUAUCUUUUGAGAAUUCAAUGAAAACAAAGCCAAAAAUGUUGUUUUCUAUCUAAAAAUUCUGUUACUAAAUUUAACUUUCAGUCAAUGGAUAUGUGUUAAGGAGAAAAUUAUAAUGUGAGUUUAAUCCAAAUGGGAUUAAUAUAAUAUUUAUUGGUACUAAGGUAAAACUGUUUGUAUUUAUCAAAUUAUGAGGCAGUUUGUCAUUGAAAGAGUUACUGCACAAAUUUAUUACUGCAAUGCACCAGUCAAGUGAAAUUUCUUAUUGAUUAUUUUAAACUCUGUAAUAUAGUAUUAGGAAUUCGGUUAAAUUCAUUAUUUGAUGAAUAUAUACUGGGCAAUUCAACUUUGAUACAGUAAAGUGGGAAAUAUUAAUAUCUAAAGUUUCUAAAAAAAUUCCCAUCAAUUGGAAAAUAAUCUACUUAAAAUAUGUUAACUACAGUGUAUGGUUAAAGUUAAGUUAUUUUGAUUUCAGGUUUAUGCUGAAGACUAGUGAACAUCAAGUUGUGAUUUCAUAUUACUUGCACUAAUUCUGGUCAUAAAAUAUUAAAUGGUACUGAACUUGGUAUCGAAACAUUGAACUCUAGAAGCAUAGAAAAGAACAAACAAAUUCAAAGCAUAAGAAAAUAUGUCUCAAAUCUUGGGAAAAAGAGUGUGAGGGGAUUAAGCGUAUUUAACCCGCUAUCGUUCAUAUUGUGAAUCCUGCAUGACGAUAUGAUUGGAAAAACGUACAUUUAGAAUGUUGUAAAUUAUACCAUGUUUCUGGUUGGAUACAUUUCUUAUUAAAUGUUGUAUAUACAAAAAACAAAUCUGGAACGUGUAAACUGGUUGUGACAUUCAUGAAAUCUGUGCUUUAUAUGUUGGUGUUUUUUGUUUUUUUCAUGUUUUCACUACAUAUGUCAUUCUUCCUACAGGUUUAAUGCUUGCUAAUUACUAUAUGUGUAACUACUGUAAGAAUAUUGAAGUAGAAAGACAAUAAAUUUUGUUUAUUGUUACAUAAUUAAUACUAGGUCCUGUGCUGUGUAUCGAGGAUGGUACAUGUAGAAAUCAAAAUCUUGAAUAAAUGAUUUUAAUAAA
This is a messenger RNA of Limulus polyphemus (Atlantic horseshoe crab), 3418 nucleotides long. It is a transcript of the gene Uba2, whose product is annotated as SUMO-activating enzyme subunit 2-like. Gene Ontology annotation, cellular component: SUMO activating enzyme complex; cytoplasm. The coding region runs from base 307 to 2136 and encodes 609 amino acids. Lineage: Eukaryota; Metazoa; Arthropoda; Merostomata; Xiphosura; Limulidae. The transcript has a single exon. Gene Ontology annotation, molecular function: SUMO activating enzyme activity. The record is from RefSeq and is a predicted model, not a curated record. Gene Ontology annotation, biological process: protein sumoylation.